Molecule: messenger RNA, 2654 nt
Organism: Equus caballus (horse)
Lineage: Eukaryota; Metazoa; Chordata; Mammalia; Perissodactyla; Equidae
Gene: ZNF565
Product: zinc finger protein 565
Biological process (GO): regulation of DNA-templated transcription
Source: RefSeq, a predicted model, not a curated record
CUUCUGUCAACAGCAAGGCCGCUUUUCCGGCCUUGGACUACAUUUCCCUUAAGGCUUUGCUGGUUGACACUCAAUCGCUCUCUGUCUCUCCCACGCGAAGUUGGCUGCCUCUUCCCGUGAUUAUGGGGCUCUCCAAGUGAGUACUUGCCUUGGAGGAAAAUCAGCUCAAGCCUGGUGGGAGGUUUGGAGCGAGGACUCCGUCUUUGAAGCCUCCCGGGCGCAGUUUCAGACGGGCCAAACUCAGACUCUGAGGUACAAGGACGCCAUCUUGUCCGUGCCUGGUGUGGCUCUGGACUACGUUUCCCAGAGUCCACAGCGGCCCAACGUUACGUCUCUCUUGACGUCGUGGCGAGAUUGUGAGCUCUGCAGGGACCCGGACGCGACCAAGGGGAGGCAGAAGGACUCUGCAGUUGUCUGAGAGAAGAAUCUAGAGAAAUCGGAACAGCUCAGGGAGUUCUAAAAGCCAUGGCACAAGGAUUGGUGACCUUCAGGGAUGUGGCCAUAGAGUUCUCUCAGGAAGAAUGGAAGUGCCUGGAACCUGCCCAGAGAGACUUGUACAGGGAUGUGACUUUGGAGAACUUCAGUAACUUGGUCUCACUGGGACUUUCCAUUGCUAAGCCUGAUGUCGUUUCCUUAUUGGAGCAAGGGAAGGAACCCUGGACAAUUGCAAAUGAUAUGCCAGGAGCAUGGUGCCCAGACUUGGAGUCCAGGUGUGAGAAAUUUCCACAAAAAGACCUUUUUGAAAUAGAGUCAUUCAGUUGGGGGCUCAUGGAAAGCCUUAGAUGCUGUGGUUUUGAGGGCUCCAGUUUUAGAGAUGACUGGGAAUGCAAUGGCCAAUUUGAAAGACAACAGGUAAAUCCAGAGUGCUGUUUCAAGCAAGUGGAAAUUGCGUAUGAAAACAUGCCCACUUUUGAGCAUUAUACAUCCCUUACUCUACAUCAGAGCAGUCAGACUGGCGAGAAACUGAUUGAAUGUAGUGAAUGUGGAAAAGCGUUUAGCUGUGGCUCACACCUUAUUCAACAUCAGAAAAUUCACACUGGUGAAAAACCCUUUGAAUGUAAGGAAUGUGGGAAGGCCUUUAGUCGUGCCUCACACCUUGUUCAACAUGGGAGAAUUCAUACGGGAGAGAAACCUUAUGCCUGUAAGGAAUGUGGGAAGGCCUUUGGUCGUGGUUCAGAACUUAUUCUGCAUCAGAGACUUCAUACUGGUGUCAAACCCUAUGAAUGUAAAGAAUGUGGGAAGACCUUUAGACAGCAUUCACAGCUUAUUCUGCAUCAAAGAACUCAUACAGGUGAGAAGCCCUAUGUAUGUAAAGAUUGCGGGAAAGCUUUUAUUCGUGGCUCACAACUUACUGUUCAUCGGAGAAUUCAUACGGGUGCUCGACCCUAUCAGUGUAAGGACUGUGGGAAAGCCUUUAGACAGCACUCACAACUUACCGUACAUCAAAGAAUUCACACUGGUGAGAAACCCUAUGAAUGUAAGGAGUGUGGAAAGGGCUUUAUUCAUAGCUCAGAAGUUACUCGACAUCAAAGAAUUCAUUCUGGGGAGAAACCCUAUGAAUGUAAGGAAUGUGGGAAGGCCUUUAGGCAGCAUGCACAGCUUACUCGACAUCAAAGAGUUCAUACUGGUGACAGACCCUAUGAAUGUAAGGACUGUGGGAAGGCCUUUAGUCGUAGUUCAUACCUUAUCCAACAUCAAAGAAUUCACACUGGUGACAAACCCUACGAAUGUAAGGAAUGCGGGAAAGCCUUUAUUCGUGUUUCACAACUGACUCAUCAUCAGCGAAUUCAUACUUGUGAGAAACCCUAUCAGUGUAGGGAAUGUGGAAUGGCCUUUAUCCGUAGUUCACAACUUACUGAACAUCAGAGAAUUCAUCCUGGUAUCAAACCUUAUGAAUGUAGAGAAUGUGGGCAGGCCUUUAUUCUUGGCUCACAGCUCAUUGAACACUACAGAAUCCAUACUGGUUAGAAUGCCUUGAACGUUAGGGAUGUAGGCAAGCCUUUAUGUGAAGUUCACAUCUGACUCAAUAUUAGGUAAUGUGUAAUGUAAUGUAAUUAAUGUCAGAAAUUCUUCAUUUGUCACUUCCAUUAUGGAACAUCAGACACCUUGUACCAGAAGAAAAUUCAAUAAAUGUGGGAUUCUUUUUGCCUCACACUCACUGUUUACUAAGCAUCAAAGAACUUAUGCUGAAAAAGAUAUUAAUAUGAAUGUAAAAAGUCUUCUAUUACCAUUCAAAAUGUAUUAAACUUCUGAGAAUUUCUAAUAGAAAAUGACCCUAUUGAAGUAUUUUGUGAAUGUGCCUUUUGCCAUGGCAUACACCUUACUUAACAUUAACUCAGUUCCACCAGUUACUGACUGAAUAGCAUUGGGCAAAUUAUGCAGUCUCUCUGUUCUUCAGUUUACUUAUUUUUAAGCAGUGAUAAAUAUACCUACCUAAUAGAGUUUUUUUGAGGACUAUCAGAUAUUUUAUACAAAGCCUAUGCUCAAUAAAUGUUAGUUAUUGUCAUUAAUUAUAACAGUAUUACUGUUGAGUUCAUUUGAGAGGAGGGCCUUAUGAAUGUAACAAAUUUCAAAAAGGCUUCAUAACCACUUGUUAUGGUAAUUCAUUCUGAAAAACAGUAGUAAAGUAUAAUUAUCAUGAGAAGGCCUUCAUU